UUGAGAGAAUUAAGACAAAGAGAGAUAGAAUAUUCUUCAGUUCUUCUUCUUGUAGCUUUGCAACCCAACUUAUAACCAUAACCCAUACUAAACCUUGUAGCAUGGCGAUCAACAGAGUACUUAGUGUCCUUCUAAUCUUCCUCAUGAUCAUCAUGUCACGUGACCAUACAUCUAUGUGCGUACAAGGCCGGCAUUUGAGGCCGCCGGCGGUGAGUGAUCCUUCUACCAAGGUGUCGUCCGAGCUACUAGGCGGGAAGGUGGUGGCGGCGGCCGGCGGCGUGGAGAGGAAGAUGGAUUACAAUGUGGAUGAUUUCCGACCAACCACGCCGGGGCAUAGCCCGGGAGUUGGGCACUCCAUCAAUAAUUAAAUUAACAGAGAUAGUUGCCAUUUUCCAAGUGAUCGAAACCCCACGUUUCCAUUCUUCUUUGUUUUUUGUGUCUCCAUUGUUUUUUGGUCCUUUUGUUGCCGUUGGGUGGCCGGAGGCAGAUUUGGCUUUGUGUUGGUUAGUUUCUUUUUUUUUUUUUCAAGUGGAGAUGGCCGUGGGGAAGAGCAGAGGAGAUGUGGGGAGUGCUUUAGAUUUGCAUCUUCUGAAUUUUCAAAUUUUGGUGUAUAGAGGAGGCUACAGAUUAAUAUGUCGAAACUUUGAACGUAGUUUCAAAUGAGUUUGCUCUCUUAAAACUUGUGUUUGAGCCUCCCAUCUGCUGGAUUUCGAGAUAUUUGAGGCAGGAUUCGAACAAAACACCUCUCGACCAGAGAAGUUCUGAUAUCAUGUUAAACACCAGUUGAUUCCAAUAACUUCGAGUUGUUGGGAGAGGGGUUCAAUAAUGAAUCUUGUACCACACUCACUAACACAAACAUCAUCCUUGUUUUGAAUUUUGACCUUUUUAUCUCCUACCAAUAUGAAUAAUAGUUACGUAUAUCAACAAAGGAAUGAAUCGGCAAAAUAUUAUCUGAAAAUUUAUGAAUCAUCGAAAGUCUACGAUAAAGUCAUAUAUAAGGUAAGUCAAAAUCAUGCUUUAAAACUUAAAAAACUUACGAUUUGUACAAAUGGCAAAGGUCUCGACCCAACUCCCACCAUAAGACGAAUGAUGUGAACUAAACUAAGUCAUGCCCUCUUUGCAAUCUCUAAAGAGACCUCUCAUUUAGGGGCACAACCACCCUUAGGGUUGGCGUAGUUCCUUCAUCAUGAAAAGAUAGAAAAAAGGGGAGGCAGAGCAUGACACAUAACCAUGAAGGAAGAAUUAGCUAGCACACAAUGUUGUGUCGAGUUUAAAUAGGCCAAGCAGCAAGCCGCAAAAUUUGGCCGGCAAAUUGAACCGGCCGGCAGGACUGUAAUUUUGUAACCCCACAUUUUGUACUGUUUGUCCGAUGCCCUAAAGCACCACUAAUUAGCACCAUUGCGCCAACCUAAAGUACUCCGUACGCCAAAAUCCUUUUUCAUGAUCUAUUGUUAUCUCCCAUCGCACGAUUUUAAGGUGCAUAAUGAUACAGAACUAUCAUCAUCGCGGCAGAAGCCUUUGUUGCGAAAAUAGAUGGAUGAGUUGCGCCUGUCUGGUAUGAAAGUUACGAUUGUUAUUACGGUCUCCUACUCUUCAAACACUGUAAAAAUGAGGGCGUUUGAUACAUACAAAUUCAGAAGCCUACACUACCGUUACCCUACUUCUAUGGAGAUUCCUUCAAAAGCUCCGCGAUUACAACUAAGGCUACAGUUAUAGAGGAUCAUUCAUUGAGGAAAGCUCCGUAAACUACAAAAGAAAAGGGGUAGUUGAAACAAGUUAUGGGUGUGUUAGAUUGUGAUUGUGUCGUUUUUCUCUAGAAGCUUGCUUCAAGUUUUGUUACAAAGAGUCAUCCAACUCCUCUCUCUCAUCUUUUCGAAAAGUAGCUCCAUAUCAUCUAAACUAGUCAGUUGUCAUCAAUGGAAGUCUAUAUGCACAUUAUCGUGUCAAAAUAGUCAUCCACAUCCACCAUGUUGUCAUGUUAUGUAACACCCAUAUCUUCUUCUUCUUCCUUACUUCCUCUUUUUACUCUUCUCUUAUAAUUUUUAGAUCCAAUCCUUACCCUGGAUCCCUCUUGUUUCUCUAGUUUGAUGAGGAAGAAGGAGAGAAAUGGUGGAGUCGGUUUGGGGGGAGGAAGAGAAGAAGAACAAAGGUGAUCAGCGGCGGAUCCAGAACACAGAAGUGCACUGGGCCGCAUUUUAUUAGAAAAUUAGAAUAGUAAAAAAAUAUAAUGAUU
Linum trigynum is the source of this 2233-nucleotide messenger RNA. The record is from the annotation of a GenBank genome assembly. Lineage: Eukaryota; Viridiplantae; Streptophyta; Magnoliopsida; Malpighiales; Linaceae.